GCGCUAAUUGAUUGUAUAUUACUAUAUUCAUCUGGAAGAAAGCGGAUUAUUCGGUCUGUGCCUCUGUUAUUCCCUCAUUCGAGGGCUCCUAUACUAGUAAUAUGGAGCAAAAAGCAACUCCUCAAGAAGCAAUGAUAAAUGAGCAAUUUACAACCUCAUUCGAGACUGAUUUACCUCGUGACGCAGGAAAGGUGGUCAAACAACCGAAUGAUUGUUUCGCACAGGGCGCCGAUAAAAAUCAAACCAAACAUCUAAAUGAAUUUGUCGUUAACGACGAUAACAAGCAAAUCAAAGAGAAAAGUAUGGAUUCCGCGCAAGAAACUAGUUUUCAGUUAAGUGUUUCAGAAGCAAAUCAAGAAAAUCGGGAGGAUAACAUUGUGGCUGGAGAGACAUCAGAGCCCCAUGAAAUAACUAUGGCAAUCAAAACGCUAACCCCAAGGAAAGCCAAGAAGAGGGGUAUAUUUGUGAGCUAUUCUCCCAAUGCAAGCUACGAGGAGAAGAGGUUUAUUUGCUAUACGGUGAAAGAACUUAAAAAUCUCGGUUAUGCAGAUGACAUUUGGUUCGAUAAAGACGAAGGGGUAAUAGAGAGCCCCGCGAGCUUGCAACAGCGAUUGGAAAUAGUCGAGAAAUGUCGCGCAGCGUUAGUUUUCCUUUCCACUUCAUAUCUUAAUUGUAAGUCUUGUAAGCACGAGAGCACAGUCCUUUUUAGAAGAAACGAAGAAUCAAUCAGUACCGAUUUGUCUGAUGAUCAUCCUCGUCCCGUUAGGUUGUUUUGCAUUAACUAUGAUGUAGUUCACGUCCCUCCUAACUUCUGCAAGCUGGAGGACAUUGUCUUCUUGAACUCAGAGGCUUUGGCUUUUGCCAGUGUUGCUGAAAAAUCUUCAGCUGUCGUGGGAGCAUUUAGCGAAGAAUUAGAAAAAUACGCAUUGUUGUUUGGCGCCAGUGCUUCCGCCUUAAGCGAACACGAGGGAAAUUUCAGAGCGAAAAAAGUUUAUUCUUGGGACGUUGAUGACGUCCAGGAAUGGCUAGCCUCUCUGCAAGUUCACCAGAGGUUCGGAUUAUCAUUUGAGGAAAACCAAAUUGAUGGGUUUCUGCUACUUUCUCUAAGCGAGAGCGACUUACAGAACCAUUUGAUGAUCGAAAGUAAGGUUGUGCGUCGAAAGCUUCUGCAGCAUUUGAAGGGUAUCCUCAAGAAGGAAAACCUCGAGAAGGACCGCUGGUUCGUGAAACUCCGGAAAACAAAGACAAAAAGUGAAUCAGUUUACAUAAUCUAUGAUCCUACCGACAUGAAAUUCACAGAUCGAUUGAGAAAAGAGCUUGUGAAGAAAGGUUUACAGGUAUUCCAUCAUGAGAGGCUAGGACAAUCAAAAGAGGAAUUCCUUCAGCUAAAUGGUGCUCAAUUAGCAGCAGCCAGUCAAGUUGUUCUCAUCAUGUCUAGUGAAUCAGCCACUUCAUUGUUUGUCUAUAAUGAGCUACAAUUUGCAGCAUGGCUAGAUAAGCCAUGCAUUGUUGCUAUGGUGAAGAACUCUUGGAGCAAAAUGAGGCUGAACAUGCAAGCACUUUUAGGGAGUUUUCCAGCAGUGGAUUUUGAGACUCAACCAUUUCAUGAGAGUCUUGAUGUGCUACUUUAUCAUGUAAAGCCUUUACGGAAUAUGCCUGCUGUGAUCCUUGAACAAGAAUUCUUAGAUCGCAUGGUGGAUGGCAUUAAACCACUACAAGUAUUAGUGAACAAUACAAGUAGUUCCAUUGAAGCACCACUCCCAUCUUCCCAAUCAAAAAUCUUUUUAAGUUACCAUUGGGAUGUCCAAUCUAAAGUUGAGCGACUCGUUCAGUAUCUUGACAGUCAAGGAUUUGAAUGCCAGACAGAUGUAAAUGCUGUUUCAAAGAGAUCAUCACUCACUCCUAAAUCACCUCUGGGUAUUGGUAACGAAAACUUGCAGUCUCAGGUUCAGCGAAACAUGAAGUCAUCCUAUGUUGUACUAUGCUGUGUAACUCAAAAGUAUAUUUGCUCUGAAAAUUGCUCAAAUGACUUGAGCCUUGCAGAUUCUUUGUCCAAACCAAUCAUCCCACUGAUGUUUCAGUGGAUGUCCUGGCCUCCAGAGGGUGUUGCCAUAAAGGCACGGAAAAUCCUAGCACCUCUACAUUAUAUUGACUUAAGCAAUGAAAAAUUAUUCAAGAAAAACUUGCACUCAGUUGUUUUACAAUUAAACAAGCAACUGAGUGUUAGGAGUCCAAGAGAUGGUAAAAGGGACAGAAACAAAUAGAAAGUUUUAAGAGAUAAUUUGUUGUACAAUAAUAAUUAACGAUUAAGUCUUAUUAACCUAAGCUUACCUAAGAAUUAAGUCUACAGUACAUCAUUUAGAUGGAAUAAAUAUGUUGCUUUUCCUUCAUGGAAGCUAAGCUUAAA
This is a messenger RNA of Actinia tenebrosa (Australian red waratah sea anemone), 2407 nucleotides long. RefSeq lists its product as uncharacterized. Gene Ontology annotation, biological process: signal transduction. Gene Ontology annotation, molecular function: protein binding. The record is from RefSeq and is a predicted model, not a curated record. Lineage: Eukaryota; Metazoa; Cnidaria; Anthozoa; Actiniaria; Actiniidae.